Molecule: messenger RNA, 4644 nt
Organism: Monosiga brevicollis MX1
Lineage: Eukaryota; Choanoflagellata; Craspedida; Salpingoecidae
Exons: 23
Coding region: 1-4644 (1547 amino acids)
Biological process (GO): positive regulation of DNA-templated transcription
Cellular component (GO): histone methyltransferase complex
Molecular function (GO): protein binding; histone H3K4 methyltransferase activity
Source: RefSeq, a predicted model, not a curated record
AUGGCACCCAAUCCCAAAGGCAAUGCGAACACGCGCACAACCUCAAUCAGAAGUGCCCGCCUGGCUAAGAAAGCCGAUGAUGCCAAGAUCAUCGCCGAAGCCACCGCUGCCAUCCUCACCGCCGUAGCCGAGGCCAAGACUAAACAACGUCCUCUCGCCCCGCCAUUUGAACGCCUGCCUACUCGAUCACAGCUGCCAGAGUAUUACCAAACCAUCAAGGAUCCCAUCGAUAUCGAUACGAUUCGCAAAAAAGCUAGCCGGAAGGAAUACCCCUCGGUGGCCGCACUUGUCGAAGACUUUCAGCGCCUGUUUUACAAUACCCAGGUCUUCAAUUCUUCUCGGAGUCUCAUUUAUAAGGACAGCCGAACAUUAACCAACGUCGUCCGUCGCGCCGCUGCAGCUUUUGUCCCUGAGGACGAGCUGCCCCAGGUCGUGGUCUUUGGUGGUGCAGCCAAGCCCGCCCCCCUUCCCGCUCCUGCUACACCAGCCACUCGCGUGCCCAGCGCCACCGGGCCGGAUGCAACCGUCUCCCCCACCGCUGCCGGCGGAACAGCCUCACCCACACCCGCAAUCGACCAUGUGGUCGUGGCUGCCCUCACCGAGCUGAUUCCAAAUAUCAACGCACGCGUCCUCGUGGUUGAUGGCAACACCGGCAAGCCCCCGCUUCGGGCUAGCCAUAAUCCCUGCUGGCGAACCUUGGCCAGCUAUUUGAACAAACAUCCCAGUUUCCGCCUUGCCCAGGAAGCCGAUCAAAAAAUCGUUGACACAAUUCGCGCUGAUCACGGCCUCGAUAUCAAGGGGGCUGUCGACCUGCUCAAGGCCCAGCUCCUGCCCGUGUCAACCGCCAAGACACCCCCCACACAAGCACCCAGCGCCACGCAGCCGAGCAAAAAGGUGAAAAACACUCCAGUUCGCACGCCAAGCCUGAACCAGAACAAGACGGCCAAGUCGACAAAGAAAACUCCAAAACGCGCACCGGCCACAACACCGACGGUCGGCAGUGGCUCGCCCUUGGCCGCCGCUGAUGCACCGACGUGUCCAACUUCAACGCCCAAAGAAAAGCUGGCUGAUCUCAUGGCGGCAGCUGAUGCCUAUCAAGCCUCCUUCCCUAACAACAAUUCUGCAGCUCAAGAAACCGAGGCCUUCAAUCUCACCGUGCGCGAUCUUUUUGCUCGACAUGUUCUGUCGGUGCGCUCCACCAUUCGCUUUCGUGGAGUCAUGGGCCGACUCGACGCUGAGGGAAUAUUUCGCCUUGCCAAUGGCCACCCGUUUCCCACCCCAGCCACGAUGGGUUUGAUUAUGGAGGAUGGAGGGUUUGCCAGCAAUCGCUGGGAGCCGGUGCGCCUUGAUCAAAAAACCUUGGCGCAGCUGCAGGCAUCGGCAUCGCGAAUCGCAAAGGCGGCCACUCUCAAAGCCGCCAAAGCCACGGCGGCUGCUCGUGCCCAUGAAGACGAAGCCAUGGAUAUUGACGAGCAAGAAGACUUUUUGCAUCUGAAUUUGGUCGACAAGUGGACAUCGGCGGAUCAAGAGCGUUACUCGCAUCGUCUUGGUUUAGCUGUUGCCAGCGAUCAUGAAUGCCCUUUAGAUUUAUGCUUUGCCUGCGGGUCCAACGGGCAUCUUAUCGACCAAAGCCGCAAAGGUCGCAAAAGAUCUGGCGAGGCAUUAAAGCGAGCCAGCUCGUCGGCGCCCGUAACCCCUGUCAAGUCUGAAUCUGGGCUUGACGCAUGUCCCAAUGCCCCACUGGCUGGCAAUGGUAUACCCAACGCUAGUGUUGAACCACUUCAAGCGACAACGGAGCAAAGCACUACCCAACCGUCUAAAGCUCAGCCGGAACCCAGCGCUCACACGGCGAUUGAAGAGCAAUGCCAGAUGGCUGUCAGCUACUCGGCUCGGCUGUGGCAGUGUAAAAAUUGUCAAACGUGUGACGUUUGCACCCGUAUCGAGCCCACACAGCACCUGCUUAGCUGCGACGUUUGUGGCGUGCACCGCCACGCGGCUUGUGCCAGUGCCGCCACACCCAGCUACAUGCUAGCCACGCAGCGAUGGGUCUGUACCGACUGCGUACAGUGCGAACACUGCGGUGCCACCGAUGUCCGCGGCCAUCGCCCCGAUCCCAAACUGCGAGAGGAGCCAACUUGGCAAUGUGACUUUCGUCUCUGCUUUGACUGCGGUCUCAACAAACUUCGGGGCAACUUCUGCCCUGUGUGCGGCAAGACCUACCGUGGAGAUGAUUAUGAUGUGAAGAUGGUGGGCUGUGAUCGUUGUGACCGAUGGUUACAUGCUGAAUGUGAUGAUAUUGAUGAGGCUCGCUACCAUCUUCUGACCUUCGUCCCCAGCAGCAUGUCGUACUUUUGUCCCGACUGCCGGCGCUCCGAUGCAAAUGCCAGCAGUGUUAAGGAGUUGUUUGAAGCCGCUGGCUCUGUCAUGCAUGAGCGUGUGGGCCAAGCAUUGGAGCGAGCAACACGGUCUUCUUCUGCCUGGGUGCUUAAAGUAUUACCAGAGGGCAUGACUUUGGAUGCUGAAAAUGGGAAGCUUCCCGACUUUCUACCAGAUGGCGUGUCCGACUUUCAAUCUCUUUAUGAACGCGUUCAAUCAAAGGGCUUCGCUUCUCCGCAGGAGUUCAUUCGAGUUUUUGGCGACAAUGACAAACGCUGCCGAGCUAUCACGUCCUUUUGGGGCGUGCUCAACACGGAGCUGGGUCGCUCCAUCGACUUGAGCUUGGACCCUUUGCCGGAGCGUGGACAAGAAUUAUCCGUGCUAGCGGCCAUGGCAGGUACGGCCAAGACCAUUUCAGCAGCCCCAUUGACAACAAGCCCACCGGCUUCGCCGCGUCAUUCGCAUCAAGCAUCCGACCGGACCUCGCCGUGGCCCGACUCACCAGUUGUGACGUCAACCCCAACCGCCGCACGCGCCACCCAAGGGCUUGGCCCCAAGGACGCACCUUCCUCAACACCAGCCUCGCCCACAACACGUGAGAAUAUCGAUUUGCAGCAUCAAGUAAAGGCUGCAUCACAACGAACCAUUCCCAUUCCUUCCUUGCAAUCGCCCAAGCUCAAGGAUGGCCAGCCAUCUUGCCCCGAGCAACUGCAGCCAGCGUCUUCCUCGACAAGCCAAACACCCCUGAACAGCAUUCCAGUACCCACUCUAUCCGGGCAGUUUCGGAGCACCCUGCCCAUCCCUUCCCCCCCUAAGCCAGCCUCGGAGACGACUUUGGCGUCAGACAUACCAACUGCAAAACCGCCAUCAUUUCUUAGACGGCCCUCGCUAUCAGCCAUUGAAGAGCCUUUGCUGGACUAUGUACGCUUCGUCAACCCAGCAUUGUCGGUGGACAUGUUCCGCCACGUCCUUGCCCUCUUUCAUGAAUACCAAACGACCUGUACUCCCGGGCACCAAGGCAAUGCUACAAGGGUCCUUCAGGGGUUUGGCCUGCAGCCCGAGCACGUACAAGCAGGCCUAGAGAUUUUGGCUCGCACCUGGAUUCACGUCAAUUGUCUUUUGUGGUCGCCGGAGGUGUAUGAGGGCCCACAUGGCCUUUGCCGUGCACGCGCUGCCACCCGUCGUGGUCGCUUGAUCAUGUACUGCGAUCAGCACCGCGAGUACGGAUGCAGGCAAGAGAAGCUACAACCAUCGGCUACGGCACUCACACCGGGCAAAUUUCGCGUGGAACGUCAUAUUGUGGUUGAACACCAAAGCGGCAGCCGUGAAGGCGAGGGCGAGCAGCUUGAGGCGGUUAAUCGCACACUUUCACUCUUGCCGUCGCCUCAGCAACUGGCGCUGGCUCUGCUGGCACGCUUCCCCCCAAAGCGUGUUGUUUUUCCGUCUGAGCUUCUUCAGAAGCUGCAGGCCACGGCACAAAAAUCACUUCGCCUGCCCCAAAUUUGCAUUGGCGCUUUCAAGCUGCUUUGGCCUGGGUCCAUGGCGGAGCAUUGCGAGGGCCUGUACUCGGACAAGCUGCUCCUGCCUAACAACUAUUUGGCGUGUCGCCGGUUUUGGGACAUCAAUGACGUGUUAAACAACCGCCUGAACCUGACAUCAUAUUACAUGCGUGUCUGGGCUUGCCGACGAACGGAUGACCCAGCACCGGAGGAUCCCGAUGAAGCUCCAAUGGGAGCCGCACGGUGUGAGGCGCACGACUUGCAAGCAGCCCGCAAGCUCGCGCGGUCGUCGCUGCCUCGUGCCGGGGCCGAAAGCACGGAUGGGGAUGCCCGUCACGAUCGCAAGGUCUCCUCCGUGUCAACGGAAAUGAACGACAAGACGCUCUUUCGCCUCUCAAAGCAAAUGCUGGCUACCACGGUGCGCGUGAGUCAUUCAAAGAUCCACGGUAUCGGGUUGUUUGCUUUGCGACCACUCAAGCCAGGCGAGAUGAUCAUCGAGUAUGCGGGCGAGCAAAUCCGUCCCGAACUGACGGACAAGCGUGAAGCGUACUACGACUCGCGCGGAAUCGGCUGCUACAUGUUUCGAGUUGAUGCAAACCUGGUAGUGGAUGCUACCCUGACGGGCAAUCCGGCGCGCUUUGUGAACCACUCGUGUGAUCCCAAUUGCGCUUCGCGGAUCAUCCAAACAGAUGUGGGCAAGCACAUUGUAAUCUUCGCUGAGCGAAACAUUGCGGUGGGCGAGGAGCUGACCUACGACUACAAGGUAUGA